Cyphomyrmex costatus is the source of this 2325-nucleotide messenger RNA. Its product is annotated as Shaker cognate w. The transcript is spliced from 5 exons. Lineage: Eukaryota; Metazoa; Arthropoda; Insecta; Hymenoptera; Formicidae. The coding region runs from base 118 to 1752 and encodes 544 amino acids. Gene Ontology annotation, biological process: action potential; protein homooligomerization; potassium ion transmembrane transport. Gene Ontology annotation, cellular component: presynaptic membrane; voltage-gated potassium channel complex; postsynaptic membrane. The record is from RefSeq and is a predicted model, not a curated record. Gene Ontology annotation, molecular function: delayed rectifier potassium channel activity; protein binding.
AAUCGGAGCGGUGCUGUCGAGAUGUCGCGGAAGAUCUCCGAGACAUGAAGAGAGCGCGACCGAGGAUCGCAUGGGUUUCUUUAAGUCGGGGCCGGCGGUAGCAGAGCCGUGAUCAAAAUGAACUUGAUUAACAUGGACGCGGAGAACCGCGUGGUUCUGAACGUGGGCGGAAUCCGGCACGAGACGUACAAGGCGACCCUGAAGAAGAUCCCGGCGACGAGGCUCUCGAGACUGACCGAGGCCCUCGCCAACUAUGACCCGAUCCUCAAUGAGUACUUCUUUGACAGACACCCGGGUGUCUUCGCCCAGGUACUCAACUACUAUCGCACCGGGAAGCUGCACUACCCCACGGAUGUGUGCGGCCCGCUUUUCGAGGAAGAGCUCGAUUUCUGGGGUCUUGACUCGAAUCAGGUCGAGCCUUGCUGUUGGAUGACCUACACGCAGCAUCGGGAUACGCAGGAAACGCUGACGGUCCUCGACAGGUUGGACCUCGACACCGAGAAACCCACCGAAGAAGAACUGGCCAGGAAAUUCGGUUUUGAGGAAGCGUACUACGAGGGAAGUCUCACGUGGUGGCAGAAGCUCAAACCUCAGAUGUGGUCACUUUUCGAUGAACCUUAUUCCUCCGUCGCAGCUAAGGUAAUCAGUAUAGUCUCCGUUUUCUUCAUCUGCGUUUCGAUACUUUCGUUUUGCUUAAAAACCCAUCCGGACAUGCGAGUGCCGGUGAUCGUGAAUCGUUCGGUAAAGAUUGACAACGUGACAUCCUGGGUGGUAGACAAGACUCGCACCAAUGCCCAUGAUGUCUUCUUUUACAUCGAAUGCGUCUGUAACGCCUGGUUCACCCUUGAGUUCUUGACACGUAUCACCGCGAGCCCGAAUCGCUGCGACUUCAUCAAAAGCUCGGUGAACCUAAUCGACAUGGUCGCGACCUUGAGUUUUUACGUCGACCUGGCGCUGCAGCGGUUUGCGGCCCACCUGGAGAACGCCGAUAUCCUCGAGUUCUUGAGCAUCAUACGUAUAAUGAGGCUGUUCAAGCUCACACGCCACUCCUCGGGUCUGAAGAUCCUGAUACAGACCUUUCGCGCCUCGGCGAAGGAGCUCACGUUGCUGGUGUUCUUCCUCGUCCUCGGCAUUGUCAUCUUCGCCAGCCUUGUGUAUUACGCGGAGCGCACCCAAUACAAUCCGAAGAACGACUUCAAGAGUAUACCCCUUGGUUUGUGGUGGGCCCUGGUGACGAUGACGACCGUCGGUUAUGGGGACAUGGUGCCGAAAACGUAUAUCGGGAUGUUCGUCGGCGCGUUAUGCGCAUUAGCCGGUGUCCUCACGAUCGCCCUGCCGGUGCCCGUGAUCGUUAGCAACUUUGCGAUGUAUUACAGUCACACGCAGGCGCGAGCCAAACUACCGAAGAAGAGACGCCGUGUAUUGCCAGUCGAACAGCCACGUGUGAGGGCACCAGGCGCGCCGCCCGGCGUGGCCGGCGGGCCUGGGACCGUCGGACCCCCAGGCUGUGGCCAGCAAAUGUCACACUUGCAGUCCAGCGGGGGCACGGUUACCACUGGGCCCCACGGCCUCGGCAUGGGCCAAACGCCCGGCGUCGGAUGCACUGGCGGCGGCCAAGGACCGCAGAACCGGAGAAUGAACGCCAUUAAGACGAAUCAUCCGAAGGAUCCGUUCGCCACGAAAACAGAGGAAGACCGGAGGAAUUGUAACCUACGAACCAACGGGACCAAGAGAGCCGGAGGUUUGGAUUAACCAUUUGCGGUCGUAGUGUGCUCAGGCAUGGGUAUCUCUCACAACUGGUCGGAAUUAUUUUGGAGCGAACGACGCGGCGUGUAUACACCUAUAAUCAAAGAUUGUUCUGUAAAAUCCCGUAAAUUCCAUUAGGCAUGCUUUGGCAAGGGAAAAAAAAAAGAAAAAUGUAUAAAAACGAUACCUCGCUGCAUCGAAGCAUCACACGGCUUCCGUUGCCCAUUUUCAACGGCUAGGCAAAAAUAAACACUGCCGGCGAAGCGUGGCGGCUGAGACCCGACAAGCGAAACGGUAAAAAAAAAUUCUUGCGGCGGCUGUCAUCAGAUAUACGAUCGCAAAGGGUAUAUCUAUUAUUUAUCUGGAAUGUAGAAUUAAUAGAAACAAUAGAGAAACACUUCCGAGGCUCCGUGUCCCCGAGAGAAGGGAUUUCACCCAUCCGCGGACACCGCGCCCGGCAGUUGUGUGUUUACCCGUUUUAAUCUUAAUUCUACAUUCCAAAUAUUAUUAUAUAUAUACAAUAUAUACCGUCGGGACGAAGAGAUGAAUACGAGAGGAAUCUCUCGGCGGUUAUACCAC